AUGUUAUGUUUUGUUGGCCAUUCCCCAAAAACAGCCACCCAUUCGCCCUCGGGAGUGUUUGAAUCCACUAAGGUGCAAAAGAGGACUUUUGUCACACAACGGGAAGCCCGCUUGCUCCAGAGAAGACCAAAGGCCGAGAGAGCACGUUGGAAAGUGGAUCUUGAGCAGCCCGAUCCCAACCGCAUGUCUACUCAAACAGAGCCACCGGCUGUCUUCAAUGGGGCUCACUCCCCAGGACUGCGGUCUUACUCCCGAGUAAGCGCGCGCCCCGACUUCACGCACGCUUACGCACAACCCAACGUUCCCUGGGGUGGGUGUGUUUAA
This is a messenger RNA of Podarcis lilfordi (Lilford's wall lizard), 324 nucleotides long. The record is from the annotation of a GenBank genome assembly. NCBI's taxonomy places the organism in Eukaryota, Metazoa, Chordata, Lepidosauria, Squamata, Lacertidae.